UGGUGACGUGCGUGUGUUUGCCUUUAGACGCUAACAGCCUCAUCUGAGGAAAGCCACAAACCGUUUCUUGUGUAUAUGUUAAUACAAAAGUAAAUAUUGCUAUUUGCAAACAUUGAUGUAAUACCGAAUUUGAGGAGCGCAGUUUAGGUGGCAGUGGAAAGUCUCAUCAUUGUGUGCGUGUGCAGCUGCGGAGUGGAGACCACUACAUUGGAAACAGACGACAUGCUGUUGCACGGACUGUGUUAUAUCUGGCUGAUUCUGGCUGGUCUGGUCCCCUACACUAAAUGUUCAGACUCUGGCUGUGAUGACUGGACUAUUUCAGUGAAAGAUAGUCAAGAAGUGUGCUGCAACAAAUGCAAGCCAGGAAACCGCUUGGUGAAAAAUUGUGGAAAAGAUCCGGAGUUGCUUUGUAGACCCUGUGAAGCCAACAAAUACACGACCAAUCCUAAAAGUUACUCCUGCAAUAUAUGUACCCAGUGCAUAGGUCCACAGUUUACAAUUAAACCUUGCAAUAUCAGGAGCGACACAGUAUGCGGAUGCAAAGCUGGAUAUCGGUGUGGAGACGAGAGAUGCUCUCACUGCGUUACUGAAUGCAAAACAGGAGAAGAACCUACAACAUUCCGUUCCUGUGCGAAAUGUCCGGAAGGAAACUUUAAUGACAAAAUCCACAGUAUGUGCAAAAAAUGGAAAGCAAGUUGUCCAAAUGGCCAAGUUUUAGACAACAAAGGAAAUGCAUUCAGGGACCACGAGUGCAUAGUUGACAACGAAGUUAUGAAAAUAAACAAAAUCACAAAAUCAAAUGAAUACGAAAAGAACAGCAUAGACAACACCUUGCUUGUCGUGAGUGGGAAAAAGCAAGAAAAGAUGAAUUGGAUUCCAGUCUGCAUUGCUGGUUUUGUGGCGAUGCUGGCCGUUCUCUGUUUCGUUGCGUCAGUUACCACAUGUGUUAAAGCACGGAGCAAAAAAAAGGAGCCCAAAGCCGUUACGUCAGACCAAGAGCUGUCAGAAGACUCAAGGAUUAUGGUUGUGGACCAGGAGGCCUGUAGUUUCCGCCAUCCAGAGCAGGAACAGGGCGGCAGCUCAGAGUCCAUCAGCACGCAGGACUCUGAAAGUAAACUCAUAGUGUGACUUUAUGGGACAAAUUCAUGGAUGGGAAACACUUUUUUACCGGGUGCCUGCAGCAUCUUUCAUCUGAUGUAUCUAUUGAUAGAUUAUAACGACUACAAGUUGAGCACAUUUAAUGUCAGAAGCACCUUUACUUGCCGAAGGUCUUUAUGUAGGUGUGCAGUAGCAUAGAAUGUCGAGACUUUCUGAGAGUAGGCGUCAUGUGUUGUUGAUGGUGUCAUAUUUUGAGGUCAAACCCUCUUAAAAAAGUACCCCGGUGGGCUUCCCCAGCUUUAUUUAAAAAUAGUGUCAUUUACCGUCUUUAAAUCGUGAUAUUUUUUGUCAUGUUGGGUAUCAGCAGGGUCUGCUCUUGGUAAAUGAGGUUCAUCAAGUCAGUCCAUUGAUGAUAUCAUGGAGGAAAUGUACUUAACUGAUCGAGUGGCGCUUGGAAACCACAUACCAGAAUCACAUGUUCUUUUUCACAUUCAUACAUUGCAUACCUCAAUUGCACUGUCAUGUUUACAUGUAUAGUAAAUGUUAAUAUAUAGACUGGAUUGCAUAAUAGUAUGUUAUACAGCUUGUUUAUAAUUUUGUACUUUGGAAGUUUUGCAGUACAAUUUAAUCUAUUUUUGGGUGGGACUGCCUGAAGGCUUAAAGGGAUAUAUUUCAGAGGUCACUAAGCCAUUUGUUUAAGGGAAAACUCCUCCACAUCUAAAACAUCUAAAACAUCUAAAUGUGAUGGGAUGGGAUUCACCCUGUUGACUCACUGGCAGUUCCAACGCAUCACAGGUCACCUGUUAUCUACCUGAAGACAAACAUAUGAAUCAAAUCGAUCGUCUUGCAGUCUAGUUUCACUUCCUCCCAGGGCUUUGCUAGAAUACUGGAUUCAUGUUUUAACAAGUUCGUGUGUUUAUAUUCAGGUUCAAUGAGAUUUUUUUGUCAUGAUGUUUGAACAGGAAUGUGAAUGUAAAGAAACACCAGUUAGGGGAGUAGCAAUAUGAUAAAAGCCGUUAAAAGGUCGACCCUAUUGUAUGUUAAUAUAAUGCCUUACAUGAGUCAUGUGCGUAAAAGGACAAGUCACCAUUUUAUUGUGUGGAUUUUGUAACUUGAUUUAAGAUAUAUAUUUAUCCUUUUUGUUGGUUUAUCAGAUUUAUGAUGUAUCGUUUGCACAAAAAAUAAAACCAAAACUAAACUAAA
This is a messenger RNA of Triplophysa dalaica, 2301 nucleotides long. It is a transcript of the gene tnfrsf9a, whose product is annotated as tumor necrosis factor receptor superfamily, member 9a. The transcript has 9 exons. Gene Ontology annotation, cellular component: external side of plasma membrane. Gene Ontology annotation, biological process: regulation of cell population proliferation. Bases 223 to 1128 code for a protein of 301 amino acids. Gene Ontology annotation, molecular function: signaling receptor activity; cytokine binding. Lineage: Eukaryota; Metazoa; Chordata; Actinopteri; Cypriniformes; Nemacheilidae. The record is from RefSeq and is a predicted model, not a curated record.